GACAACAGCCACUGCCAGAAAAUAGCGAGUUAGCUUGCCUUCUUUGGUUUCACUUCAGGCCUUGGCCCAAAGAGACCAUUGUAUAGCUCCUCCUGCUUUUGGUAGAGAGCCUUGCCUUGUUCCGCAACCAACCGAAGCUCCCGAAGGAUCUCCGUGUCUCUUGGAGAGUACUUUGCUUUCAGGAAAUCCGCCCUGGCUGAUUCUUUCUGGACAAGUUCAGAUUUAGCUUUUCCUCGCCUGAACAGUGCUUCCACACUAUUUUUCGUCCUCUGACAAGACCUGAAUAAUAAGAUUAUGAAAAGGACAGCCAUCAAAUCAGUAAUUUCUCAGACAAAGCAGGGUAAUUUUGCAGUAGGAACAUAGGAUUGUUCAAUUGAUCAAUCAUCAUAAGUUCAGCUUCACGGAGCAGAGCAGUAGCCACGCGAGGGAUAGGCGGAGAUGUAGUGUGUAUCUACUCCAGAAAGCUUGGAACUCGGAUUGUUCUUGUUCCCUAGAACACCAUUCACUAUUUGAUCGCGAAGUAGCAUAACCUUUUGAUUUGCAUGUCAACUGGCACAACCACUAAAAGGUUAUGAUAUCUGCUGAAGAUGAUGGAACUCUGUACGCUUGAGUUUCAUGUAAUCCCUGUUUUUUUUAUUCUAACCCACGCAGUUGAAGUGUUGCCUUAUGAUCUUGAAUCUUUUUCUCCGGCCUGUUGAUAGAAAGCAUAUGAUUCCAUGGUGCUGAACUGUUUUCAUUAUUAUCUGCAGGCGAAGUCAGGUGGAUUGUUCCGUGUCCGUCCCUGUUGAAGCGGGUAAACCACUUAACCUGCUGCCAAAGCAGUUGCAACCAGUCUCUCUCUCCCCUACGCUAACAUUGGUGUCUGGGCAAGUUGUAAAUAUUUCUGCAAUACACAACCAAUGUGAGACCAUGCCGCCAGCCAUGGCAGGUUUGUUCAUCAAUACCGCGGCUUCAUCUUGUCCUCGAUGGCUCGAUCUAAUGAAAUAGGAAACAGCAUGUCCGUGAAGAUCCUGAUCCAUGUCCACAUAAAUCUCUAUGAUCUGUAAUAAAAAAUAAUCUCUGUGGUCUCACCAUUUGUGCUACCUGUUUCUGACGGGUCUGCUUUGAUCGAGUGCUGUCAACUGCUAUGCUGCUGCAAUUUAUUUCUUCUAACAUUUGCCUCAAAUUACGCAGGUUCACCGGUCUUUGUACCCUAUUACCACGGGUAAGUAUCGAUUACGUUACCCCCCACAAUCAUAUUCUGAUACAAUUCAAAUUUAUAUCAUCUUUGGCAAAUCUGCAUAUUGUCCUGAGUUCUGAUGUAUCACAGCAGGGUUCUGGUUUUCCGAACAUAGUGAAAUUCUGUGUUCGCUUUCUCCAAAUUGCUGCAGUAUACUAAUUGAUAUUUCUUUUGUUGCACAUGCUGAAGCUGUCCUGAAUCCUGAUUCCUGAAGCUGCCAUAUUUUUCCUAAUUCUCCAUUUUCAGACUAAAUCCACAACUGAACAUCUGAAAUGAUUCAGAUCAGAGUGUUGCAGCGCCAACAGCUGUCCUACCCGUGCUACUUACUUGGGUUCAGAUACUUAACCAACCAAUGUGCAUGUGUGCAUUUCCAACACAAUGCAUUCUUUGUGAUAAUGUGUCGAACCACUAUCAUUUCGCAAGCUUUUCCUGUAUUGUCGGAAUCCUUUUCAUAGGGAAGGUUUCCUGCUUGGUCAUGAAUUCAUGACCCUAACUCUAUGCAUGACUAUGUUGUCCAUACCAACUUUGAGACAUCUGACUUCUGACAUGUUCGCUUGUGUCACGAAUCACGACGUUCUUUCCUGAACACAGUGAGAUCAAAUGUAUGCUGCCAUACAAGCACAAAAAAAUAUUUUGCCCAACAAGCUGAAAUUGGCCUGAAUCUGGCAUACUUGCGUGGUACUCCUCCAUUUCUCUUUCAGUCUGCAUAACGAUCUCUAGAAAGCUUGUGCAAGAAUGCAUCAGAACAAGAUUCCAAGCCUUCGCUCCAGUGGUAUAUAUAAAUGGACGUCAUUAUCUGAAUGUCACCACACAAUAUGCGCAACAGAAAGAACACCUCAAGUCCCAGUUUCUGAAGGAACAAUCACUGGGAGGAGACGGAUGGAAGGGAAGAGAGUUGCAGCUGCUGCUGUGUGGUGCAUGCUCGUCAUGCUGUCCGUGUCAGGCCAGCAGCGGGUGGCCGGAUUCAGGGGGUUCUGUGGGUGCUUCGGCAGCUGCUACCCUGGCUGCAGGGAGGGCAACCCAGCGUGGCUCUGCACAAUCAAGUGCGUGGAGUCCUGCACCGUGCCCAUCGCCGCGUUCGGUGCCGGCGACUGCUCCAAGAUCUGCCUCGCCUCGAUCUGCGGCGCGGCCGAGACCGGGACAACUGAUGGCGGUGCUGCAGCAGCUUGCGUUGAUGAUUGCACCGUGAACCGGAACUCGUCUACUACUAUACAUGGCACUCGUCUCCAAUACGCAAAGCCACACCUCAGUCACAGUUCUUGGCCCAAGUAAACUGUGUGUGUCGUUCUUUCAAGAAAAGGGGGAAAAAAAACUCGUGUGGCACCCGGAACUAAGACGAGCUGCAUUGUAUCCAAAGGAAAUUCUGAAGCCAUGCAUGGAUACAGAAAUGAAAACUCCAACCUGUCCAACGGAAAGGGUUUCAGGUCGAGGUCGAGGUAUCAGGGAUCCAAUGUGACGAGGAGCAACGACAACCACCUGGUCUCCCUGACACUCAUCUCGCUCGUUCUGUUGAUCUCCGAAUCAGAUCGCUCGCCGUCCUAUCUUUUUCUUGUGUUUUCUCCGGAAUUUCUAAAUAAUUCUCACAGAAUUUCUACUGCU
Messenger RNA from Panicum hallii, 2818 nucleotides. RefSeq lists its product as uncharacterized. Lineage: Eukaryota; Viridiplantae; Streptophyta; Magnoliopsida; Poales; Poaceae. The transcript is spliced from 4 exons. Bases 1955 to 2491 code for a protein of 178 amino acids. The record is from RefSeq and is a predicted model, not a curated record.